CGCCCCGUCUGUCAGUCUGGCCGCGGCGCGGCUGAGGGAAAGGCGGAGAGUCCCGCGCGCUCGGCGGCACCAUGUCGGAGCGAGGGGCGUCGGUGCUGGGCGGCCCCCGGGGCUCCGCGGCCGGCCCUUCGCUGCUCCAGUCGGCGCCUUGCGCCCCGCCCUCGGCCCCGCAGCCCUCGUCGGGGUCCCCGGCGCUGACUGGGAUGCCCCAGCUGGCCCCCCCGGCGGUGCCACCGCCGCUGCCGCAGCCCUCCUCGUCGCCCCCGCAGCCCUCGGCGGGCUUGGGGGCUUCGGCUCCGGGAGGAGGAGGGGCGACCCCCGCUGCUCAGGCCCCGCCGGGCUCGGCGGCCUCGGGUCGCCCCGUGCAGAUGAACCUGUACGCCACCUGGGAGGUGGACCGGAGCUCCCCCAGCUGCGUCCCCAGGCUGUUCAGUCUGACCUUGAAGAAACUCAUCAUGCUGAAGGAGAUGGAUAAGGAUCUCAGCUCGGUGGUGAUUGCCGUCAAGUUGCAGGGUUCCAAGCGGAUCCUGAGGUCCAACGAGAUCGUCUUGCCCGUCAGCGGGCUCGUAGAAACGGAACUUCAGCUGACGUUCUCGUUACAGUACCCUCACUUCCUGAAACGAGACGCCAACAAACUGCAGAUCAUGUUGCAGAGGAGGAAGCGGUACAAAAACCGGACUUUCCUGGGCUACAAAACCUUGGCGGUGGGCCUGAUCAACAUGGCCGAGGUGAUGCAGCACCCGAGCGAGGGAGCGCUGGUUUUGGGACUGCACAGCAACGUCAAAGACGUCUCCGUUCCGGUGGCCGAGAUCAAAAUCUACUCCCUGUCCAGCCAGCCCAUCGACCACGAAGGACUCAAGUCCAAAUUAUCAGAUCGAUCCCCGGACAUUGAUAACUACUCGGAGGAGGAAGAGGAGAGCUUCUCGUCCGAACAGGAAGGAAGCGACGACCCGUUGCACGGACAGGAUUUGUUCUACGAAGACGACGAUCUUCGGAAGGUGAAAAAACCAAGGAGGAAACUCACCUCCACUUCUGCAAUCACCCGGCAGCCAAAUAUUAAGCAGAAGUUUGUGGCUUUGCUGAAAAGGUUCAAAGUCUCGGAUGAGGUGGGCUUCGGCUUAGAACACGUUUCUCGGGAGCAGAUCCGGGAGGUGGAAGAAGACUUAGAUGACCUUUAUGACAGCCUGGAGAUGUACAAUCCCAGCGACAGCGGUCCCGAGAUGGAGGAUACCGAGAGCAUCCUCAGCACCCCAAAGCCCAAACUCAAGCCUUUCUUUGAAGGAAUGUCCCAGUCCAGUUCCCAGACAGAAAUCGGAAGCCUGAACAGUAAAGGGAGCCUCGGCAAGGAUGCCACCAGUCCGAUCGAAGCCUCGUCCGGGGAUAAACUCAAACCGAAUUGGACCAAAAACAUGGAUGACAACAUCAACGAAACAGACAUUCUGGAAGGGAACGAGCAGGACACUUACGGGGACUUAUCCAACACCUUAAUUAUCCCCGAAAAGGUCAAGACGCCGAUGAAAACGAGCAAGGGGGAUCUUCAGAGCAUGGCAUCGCCCAGCAAAAUGGACAGCAACGUGCACACCCCGCGUCAGAAGCGCAGUACCCCGCUCAAGGAACGUCAGCUCUCCAAGCCGCUGAGCGAAAGGACCAACAGCUCCGACAGCGAAAGGUCUCCAGAUUUAUGUCACAGUACACAGAUUCCUCGCAAGGUCGUUUACGACCAGUUGAAUCAAAUCCUCGUGUCGGAUGCCGCGCUGCCCGAAAACGUAAUCCUGGUGAAUGCCGUGGACUGGCAAGGCCAGUACGUAGCCGAACUCCUCCAGGAUCAGAAGAAACCCGUGGUUUGCACCUGUUCCACUGUGGAAUUGCAAGCUGUCCUCUCGGCUCUCCUCACCCGGAUCCAGAGAUACUGCAAUUGUAACUCCUCCAUGCCGCGUCCGGUGAAGGUGGUCUCCGUCGGGGGCCAGAGUUACCUGAGUGCCAUUCUGAGGUUUUUCGUGAAGCAGCUGGCCAAUAAAACGUCGGACUGGCUCAAUCACAUGAGAUUCCUCAUCAUCCCUCUAGGAUCUCACCCGGUCGCAAAAUACAUGGGCUCCGUGGACAGCCGAUACAGCAAUAUGUUUCUAGACACCUCUUGGCGCGACCUCUUCAGCAAACCGGAACCACCUGCGAUAGAACCCCUGGAUGUGGUGGGCCGGAUCACCCAGUACGUGAACGGGGCCAACGUCACCCACCAGCUGCCCGUGGCGGAAGCCAUGCUGACCUGCAAGCACAAAUUCCAAGAUGAAGAUUCCUACCAGAAGUUUAUUCCUUUUAUUGGGGUAGUCAAGGUGGGCCUCAUUGAAGAUUCACCCGCAGCAGCAGGCGAGGGGGACGAUUCCCCGAUCAUCAGCCUCACCGUUCCCUCCACCUCUCCCCCUUCAACUUCGGGCCUCGCCAAGGACGUCUCUGCCACCCCCCCGUCCUCCCCUUCGAUGACCAGCGGCUUGGCUGUGGUGGGGUCUCCCAGCAGCCCUUACAGCGAUGUGAUUGGCCUGCAAGUGGAUUACUGGCUGGUUCAACCCACGGAGAAGAGGAAGGAAGGGGAGAAGAAGGACAGCAGCUCCAAAAACACCCUGAAGAGCGUCUUCCGUUCGGUCCAGGUCUCGCGGCUUCCCAACAGCGGGGAGACCCAGCCCUCGGGAACCAUGGCUAUGACGGUGGUCACCAAGGAGAAGAACAAGAAGGUGCCCACCAUUUUCCUGAGCAAGAAACCCAAAGAGAGAGAAGUGGAUUCUAAGAGCCAGAUGAUAGACGGCAUCAGCCGACUCAUCUGCUCGGCCAAACAGCAACAGACUAUGAUGAAAGUUUCCAUCGACGGAGUGGAAUGGAGCGACAUCAAGUUCUUUCAGCUGGCCGCCCAGUGGCCCACCCACGUCAAGCACUUCCCCGUGGGACUUUUUGGCACCAAGCCGGCCUGAAAGGGGGAACGGCAAGGACUCCAUCGCGGCGCCACCUCCAUCCGAACCAUCCGCCAACUGAGAGCUGCGCUGAGCUCACUUCACCCGUGUCGCGUUUCCUGUGUCUCGAUCGGGCUUUGCUGGAGAGGGGUGGGAGGGAGGGAGGGUCCCAACUUCCCCCCCCCCAAAAAAAGAGGUGGGGGUUUGUUUUUGAUCCAGCCAAGGACCUGGCCCGCCGACUGCUUUUAUAAUGCAUAGCCGCCACAUCGUGCCGUGGGCCUCCGGCCUCUCAUCCGUGCUGAGUGUGCCGCCACUCGAGAACCGAUUCUUCUGAUCACUCCAGAUCUCUCUCCUGACGUCCAUUCAUCGGACCGCGAACCACUUCUCUUCCUUGAGCUGGGUCGGCACGCCGGUGCCCGAGUCUUCCGAAUGAGCCUAUCAGCGAAGCUCGUGAUCCGUGGAAAAGUUGUCUUCUUCACCUCCUCCUUGUCCCAUCCUCCGCUGAGCCAUCUCACCACCCAGGAGACACUUUCCCAAUUUUUUAAUUUGGCUCGUUUCGGCUUUUCUAGAAGCACAAAACAUGGCAAAGCUCCCGGGGGGGGGGGUUGCUUAACAACCCCGCCUGUUAGGAGGGGGACACCCUUCCCCAUAACUCGUAAAGCGGGUUAGCGGAGUGGAAGGGACAUUUCCCUCUCGUGCAAACUGGCCUUUUUCUCCCCCAAUCGGACUAGCUCCGUCUCUCCGACUAUGAAAAGCAAUGGAGAAGAUCGCCAUACCGCACGGAAAGUGGGGUGGGAAGAAUUCUUCUUGCACGAUUUAGCUCCACCUGCUAACCACCAUCUCUGGAGUGUCACCGGGGGGGGGGGGAUCCGGUAAUACAAAGGGCAAAAAGACCCCACUCCAAUCCAAAUCUCUUCCCUUUCUAUUCUUUUGACGUCUCGCCACGAAAGCCAUUCAGGGUGGGAAGGACCCCAGCCUCAUUCCUGUUCCGGUGGUUCUUUAUUUCCAAGGAAAGAAACCAAGAAUUGGCAAAAAAAAAAAAAAAAAAGACUCCCGGUGGAAUUCACACGGUCUCAAAACCCGCUAGAUUUUCCUCGUUUGAAAGUCCUCGAAUUUGGAAUACGGAUUUUGCAAUCGAAAGGUAGAACCCUGAAAAUUUAGCCCUGGAAAUUGAAAAUGGAGAUCCCUCUAUAUCUGUGCUCCAAGAAAAAAAAAUGCUUUUACGCGCAGUUUAAAUCUGAACCUAUCCCGUCUUCACGACUUCUCUCCGAUCCCGUCUUCACGACCUCGCUCUAAUCCCAUCUUCACGACCUCGCUCCGAUCCUGUCUUCACAACCUCGCUCCGAUCCCGUCUUCAUGACCUCGCUCCGAUCCUGUCUUCAUGACCUCGCUCCGAUCCCGUCUUCAUGACCUCGCUCCGAUCCCGUCUUCAUGACCUCGCUCCGAUCCCGUCUUCAUGACCUCGCUCCGAUCCCGUCUUCCCGACCUCGCUCCGAUCGGUUUCUUUCCACCCCAUCCUUUUUUUAAAUCACCCCUUUCACACUCCUCUAAAAAAAAUUGAAACCCGGAUGCUGAAAUUCCAGGGGAUAAAACAUACUAGCUUAACCUCCCCUCCUUUUAAAAAAAAAAAUUAAUUUUCCCUUUAAGUCAGCCCAGAUCUCUUGAUCUCCGUUUCAUCAGCAAUAAAACAAACAGUUCUCCUUUUUAAGGGAGCUCUCCGAUACACCCACACCGGGUGGGUUUUCCUUCCCCACCCUCCCCAAACAGGGUGUCAUCCAAUCUUUCUGACGUUCCCCCUCCCCUCACCCUUACGAGAGAGUUCCAGAGUUCAGUUUUGGGUUAAAAGGGUAAAAAAUAAUGAGAAUAAAGACUAUCCAGCAACAAAACUUUACGUCCGGUUAGCGAGAUCCCCUUGAAAUCUUGGAGGGAUCAGCCAGCUUAGAGAGGAUCUCAUUUCCUUGGUUUAAAUCUCGGUGACUACAAUCCCCAUAUUUCUAUUUAUAUUUUCCGCCCUGAUUUUGGCUCCUAUCUGCCGACCUGUUCCUCUACCCCAGCAGACCUCUGGUUCCUAGGAACCAUCAACACCAUCCCUCCCUCAAGCGCAGAGGACGUAUAUAAUUAAGCACAAUUCUGAAUUUUCCUGCUGCUCCAGAGAGAGGCUGGGAAAGGGAAUUGCCAAAACCCCCUUGCCAAAAUCUGGCAAGAAAUGGAUCCCGCCAAUCCUCGACACCUGGCCUGCUCCGAAUUCCCAUCCAAUAAUUCCCCAAGGCUUGAAGUGUCAGAGGUAGACCCUGGUCAAAAGACCCGUACUCCUGAGCUGUGGACCACCGAGCCGGUGGCUCGGAAGCCCGCGAAAACAGCGGAGAACGUCUCCCGGAUCGGAAGUCAGAGGUGGGGUGCGCUGCUACAAGUGGCUACGAUGGCGCCUCCAGGGCUCUCUUCCGUUCUGCAAAAGGA
Molecule: messenger RNA, 5396 nt
Organism: Thamnophis elegans (Western terrestrial garter snake)
Lineage: Eukaryota; Metazoa; Chordata; Lepidosauria; Squamata; Natricidae
Gene: PACS1
Product: phosphofurin acidic cluster sorting protein 1
Exons: 24
Coding region: 72-2960 (962 amino acids)
Biological process (GO): protein localization to plasma membrane
Molecular function (GO): transmembrane transporter binding
Source: RefSeq, a predicted model, not a curated record